Messenger RNA from Cicer arietinum (chickpea), 1829 nucleotides. Its product is annotated as palmitoyl-acyl carrier protein thioesterase, chloroplastic-like. NCBI's taxonomy places the organism in Eukaryota, Viridiplantae, Streptophyta, Magnoliopsida, Fabales, Fabaceae. Gene Ontology annotation, biological process: fatty acid biosynthetic process. Gene Ontology annotation, molecular function: fatty acyl-[ACP] hydrolase activity; acyl carrier activity. The record is from RefSeq and is a predicted model, not a curated record.
UACGAAAUUACAUAAUAGCCCCUUUCUUUGUUCUUCUGAUUUCCCCUUCUGUUCCUUCGUUUGUUGAGCGCCUUUGUCUUCUUCUUCUUCUGAACUCUGCUGCUGUAAAAAAUAGAAAUUCAUUAUGGUGGCCACUGCUGCUACUUCUUCAUUUUUCCCUGUUACUUCGUCCUUGCCAGACUCUGGUGGCAACAAACAUGGUGGUGGGAAUGCGAACCUUGGUGGCCUUAAAUCUAAACAGGCUUCGUCUGGUGGCUUGCAAGUGAAGGCAAAUGCCCAUGCCCCUCCAAAAAUUAAUGGAACUGCAGUUUCUACAUCUGUAGAAAAGUUGAAGCACGAGGAUAUUUUGCCUUCGUCUUCGCAUUCCCCUAGGACUUUUAUCAACCAGUUACCUGACUGGAGCAUGCUUCUUGCUGCUAUCACAACAAUUUUCUUGGCAGCAGAAAAGCAAUGGAUGAUGCUUGAUUGGAAGCCAAGGCGAUCUGAUAUGUCUGACAUGCUUAUUGACCCCUUUGGUAUAGGCAAAAUUGUUCAGGAUGGUCUUGUGUUCAGUGAGAACUUUUCAAUUAGAUCAUAUGAAAUUGGUGCGGAUCGAACAGCGUCUAUAGACACAAUAAUGAAUCAUUUGCAGGAAACUGCACUAAAUCAUGUUAAGACUGCUGGGCUUCUUGGCGAUGGCUUUGGUUCUACGCAUGAAAUGUGCAAAAAGAACUUGAUAUGGGUAGUUACACGGAUGCAGGUUGUUGUUGAUCGUUAUCCUGUGUGGGGAGAUGUUGUUCAAGUAGAAACUUGGGUUUCUGCAUCGGGAAAGAAUGGUAUGCGUCGUGAUUGGCUUUUACGGGACUACAACACUGGUGAAAUAUUGACGAGAGCCUCUAGUGUUUGGGUCAUGAUGAAUAAAAUUACCAGAAAGCUGUCCAAAAUUCCAGAAGAAGUCAGAGGGGAGAUAGGAUCUUAUUUUGUAGAAUCUGCUCCGAUUCUGGAAGAGGAUGAGAGAAAACUAACUAAACUUGAUGACAAUACAGCGGAUUAUAUCCGCUCAGGUUUAAGUCCUAGAUGGAGCGACCUUGAUGUCAAUCAGCAUGUUAACAAUGUGAAGUACAUUGGCUGGAUUCUGGAGAGUGCUCCACAGGCAAUCUUGGAGAGUCACGAGCUUUGUGCUAUAAAUUUGGAGUAUAGGAGGGAGUGUGGCAAGGACAGUGUUCUCCAAUCCCUGACUGCAGUUUCUGAUGCUGGUGUUGGCAAUCUAGCUCACAGCGGGCACAUUGAGUGCAAGCAUUUGCUUCGACUCGAAGAUGGUGCUGAAAUUGUGAGAGGUAGGACUAAGUGGAGGCCCAAACCUGUGAACAACUUUGAUAUUGUGAAUCAUGUUCCAGCAGAAAGCCCCUAAGGUUUUGAACGGUUCAUGGUUGGAGUUGCAACAGUCUCCUUCCUAUGGUUAAACUGGUUGAAACCUCUGGAUAGUUUUGCUUGUGUUUGUCCAAUCCACAUGUCUUUAAAUAUACCUUCUAAUUUGUGUUGCUUUGGUGGGUAAGUGGGGAAAGUACCAUAAAUCUCAUUCUCAUUGUAAUUAGCUCCUGCUCUACUCUAUCUCUCUCUGCUUCUCCAAAUUUCAUUUCUUUUCUGGGUUGCUUUACUGCUAGGCUGUCUGUCUUCAAUAUUUAGUUGCUUGAUUAAAAUGGGUAGGCAUGUAUAUUAUUAUCAUUAUUAUUUUAUUAUUAUUAUUAUGAUUAUUAUUAUUAUUUUCUCUAGGCCCUUCUAAAGAUGCAAUUUCCUUGUCAACACAGCACAAUAAUUAUUAGCCUGUAGGCAAAAAUGGUUUUUCUGUC